Quercus lobata is the source of this 879-nucleotide messenger RNA. RefSeq names its product splicing factor YJU2-like. Gene Ontology annotation, molecular function: serine-type endopeptidase activity. Gene Ontology annotation, cellular component: U2-type catalytic step 1 spliceosome. Bases 1 to 879 code for a protein of 292 amino acids. NCBI's taxonomy places the organism in Eukaryota, Viridiplantae, Streptophyta, Magnoliopsida, Fagales, Fagaceae. Gene Ontology annotation, biological process: mRNA splicing, via spliceosome; proteolysis. The record is from RefSeq and is a predicted model, not a curated record. The transcript has 10 exons.
AUGGUAAGACCAGUGGAGGAACAUUUCCCCUUCAUGCUCCCUAUCAACAUUCGCUGCAACUCCUGCUCCCAAUAUAUUUACCAGGGCACCCAUCUCUUUGUACGCAAGGAGGAGGAUCUUGAUGAGAAGUAUCCAGACUUUGAAAGCUGCCAGAUACGCCUCAAGUGUACAAAUUGCUCUGCUAAGAUUUGGAUUAGGUCGGACCCAGCACACAGAGACUAUGCUGUUGUGUCUGGCGCUACCAAAAAGCGUCAGGUUGCAGUGUCGAAAAAACUGAAAAGGGAAGCUGAAGAGGGUGGAGAUGCACUGAAAUCUUUAGAGAACACAACCUUGGGUUCUAAAAGAGAGAUUGCUGCGCUGGAUGAGAUGAAAUCCAUGGAGUCCCAACAUGCAACUGUGAGUGCAGAUGCUACGCUUGAGGACUCGCCAACCAAAGUUGCCAAGAGGGAUGUGCAGCUAAAUGAAGAAGUUGCAAAGUUCUCAGUAUUCGGGCAAGCAUCUGAUAGCUUCAAUGAUGAAGGGCUCAGCUCUCCACCUAGUAAAAUGGAAGGCCACUCUGCUUCUUUCCAUGCCAUGAGAAAAGGCAUCUUGACUUCAAGUUCGACCGGAAACUUAGGGGCUCAGCCAUUAAGCCUCUCCAAGUAUGAACCUUGGAUAUUAGCUGCUGCCGCCAGCACCAUUGACAGGAAAUUUGUUGCUCAAGUUUGCUUGGCAAAGGACAACUCUUCAACUGCUCGUUACCAUCAACACUGGUUGAGGAAUCAGUUGAACAAUCUUACAGUUAUUACUCUGGAUAUAAUGGAAGUGACAGAUCCUCAGAUUUCUAGGGCAUAUGACUUCUGUCCAAAUGGUAAAUUUCCCAUGAAGCAUGAAGAAUAG